Molecule: messenger RNA, 3636 nt
Organism: Portunus trituberculatus (swimming crab)
Lineage: Eukaryota; Metazoa; Arthropoda; Malacostraca; Decapoda; Portunidae
Gene: lovit
Product: proton-associated sugar transporter A-like
Exons: 16
Coding region: 1247-3220 (657 amino acids)
Cellular component (GO): membrane
Molecular function (GO): sucrose:proton symporter activity
Source: RefSeq, a predicted model, not a curated record
UGGAGAGCGAAGGUCGGAGGGGACGCACGCACACCGUCUCUCUCUCUUACUCACUCGUCACUUGCCUUGGAGGAAAAUUUAUAUACGGAGGGAAAAUAGAGAAAGAGAGAGAGAUUUUUAUUACUAUGGAGGUUAUUGCGUCUCUCUCCGCCAUUUUGGGUGUUUGGAGUGAUACAAGAAAGAAGAUAGUUGAGUUUUGUUAAAGUUUUGCCUGUUUUUUGAAAGAUAAUUUUGAAGGAAGCUGAAAUAGAGAGAGAGGAAAGCGUCAUUUGAAGACAACUUUGAGAGGACCCGCCCAGGACGCGCCCCUACACACACACACACACACACACACACACACACACACACACACACACACACACACACACACACACACUUGUAUUAAUUUUCGAUAAGUCUAUCAUGGCUAAAGAUUUGAAUAUUUUACGUAAGUUUCAUUCGUCUAUUGAAGAUUGCGUGAAUUUGAGCUUUGUGUAAGAGAAUUCACUUGUUUUCUCUUUUCCCCUCUCAAAAACAAAAUUUAUUGAUAUAUUGAUAAAAAAAUUAUGAUCAAUAUUGGAUUUAUAAAUGUUGAAUAUAAAUAAUUGAAUUUGAGUGUUAUAUAUUGAAAAUUAUUUGUUUUGUGUACAUUUUUCAUAAUUUUUACUUUCUUUGUUUCUAAAUGAAUAUAAAGAAAAAUUUUAAGUAACUAUUAUUAUAACGGUAAUCAAAGUCAAUUCCUCAAUGAAAAAGUAAAAAAAUUGACUGAAAUUCAUUUAAAGAAAAGAAGAAAAACUCAAUAUAUUUCCUCUCACAUAAAAGAAAUAAUAAUAAUCUACUCCAUUACAAAAUACAAGCAAGAGAAAUCCACACACACAAAAUAUCGACAUUGCGUCCGAACGUGUGCAUCUGUCGCAAAAAAUAAACAAUAAACUAAAAUUAAUAUAAAAGAAUAGAGGGAAAAAAAAACACCAUUUACAUCCUUUCACUUAGAAAAAAAAAAAUUAAUUGGGAACUUCACUACAAAACAAACAAAUUACACCAAUUCAAAAUAUCGACAUUGCGUUCGAACGUGUGCAUCUGUCAAAAAGAAAAUAAACAAUAAACUAAAAUUAAUAUAAAAAAGAGAAAAAACACCAUUUACAUCCUUUCACUUAAAAAAAAAGGAAAAAAAUAAUUGGGAACAUCACUAUAAAAAUAAAUCUAUUCCAAUCCAAAAUAUCGACAUUGCAUCAGAAAGUGUGCAUUUGACCCUGACUUGGACGCAAUGGACGACAAGUUAGCCUCAUACACCGGCGGUCUGCACGUCUUCAAGAGUUACCUGAAGGAGAAAUGGGGGACCUUAAGGGAGCAGGGCGCCUCGGAGACCCUGAAGGACCUGAAGGAGAAGACAGGGACGAAAGUUGAUGGAAUUAAAGACAAGGCCAUCAAGAAUCUGAACAAAGGGGAAGGAGAUGAUUACUCGCACAUAUACAGGCGCAAGUCGAGAAUGGAGAUGGUGCGUAUUUCAGCCGCUGUGAUGGGGAUCGAAUUCUGCUACGCGGCGGAAACAGCAUUCGUCUCCCCUACGCUGCUCCAGAUCGGGGUUAGCCACAGGAACAUGACUCUGAUAUGGUGUCUGAGUCCCUUUAUUGGGUUCUUCUUGACGCCAGUCCUCGGUUCACUCUCUGACAACUGCAGGUCCAAGCUUGGCAGGCGGAGACCCUUUAUAAUCCUCCUCUCUAUUGGUAUUCUAUUAGGUCUUCUUCUAGUCCCCAACGGAAAGGCAAUUGGCGUUGGUCUGGGGGAUGUGUACGCCCCACCCCCAACGCCUCUCCAGGAGAGAGGGAAGAAGAAGGGCGAGGGGGAGGCGGAGGGUGAAGAUGGCAGGACGAAGGAGAGUCACCCGUGGGGCAUCUUCUUCACUAUCGUCGGGACAAUGUUGCUGGAUUUUGAUGCAGAUGCUUGCCAGAGUCCAUCAAGAGCCUACCUUCUGGAUGUCACUGUCGCAGAGGAUCACGCGGUAGGGCUGUCCACCUUCACUAUCAUGGCGGGGCUGGGGGGCGGCCUGGGGUACGCCAUGGGAGGAAUCAACUGGGACGCCACCUUUAUUGGCAUGCUGCUCGGGGGCCACGUGCGAGCGGUGUUCACUCUGGUCACCUUCAUCUUCAUAGUGUGUGUGUUCAGCACCCUCUACUCCUUCAAAGAGGUGCCACUUCACAUUCUGGAGAAGUCGUCCCGGGAUGAACUGGCGAAGGGGCCGGAACAAGCAUUGGGAGAGGAAGGGAAGGCAGGAUAUGGAAGCAUGGAUAAGCCCCCGUCUCGACCUAGCUCUCUCCCUAUUGUGAAUGGGCAUGGGGCAGACCAGGAGACAGAAGGAGGAUACCAAGCCUACUCUGAAGACCAAGAAACUUCAUUCAAUACUCAGGAACCAACAGAAGUGAAGACAGAGGCACUUGAAAGGAGGAGAAGUAGAAGAAGCAGGCCAGCUGCCACCUUGCGCCAGUACCUCCUAUCAAUUGUCUACAUGCCACAAUCUCUGCGUGUGUUGUGCCUCACCAAUCUGUUCUGCUGGAUGUCUCUGGUGUGUUACUCCCUCUACUUCACUGACUUCGUGGGCGAGGCGGUGUUUGGAGGAGACCCUGGUGCCCCAGACGGCAGCCGGGAGAAGCGUCUGUACAUUGAGGGCGUUCGUUUUGGGUGUUGGGGAAUGGCACUGUAUUCCCUCUCCUGCUCCUGCUACUCCUUCCUCAUAGAAACACUGGUCAAGCGAUUCGGAGCAAAGCCAGUGUAUGUGUAUGGUCAGCUGGUGUACAGUGUAGGGAUGGUGUUCAUGGCAGCCUUGAGACACCCAGCAGCCGUUAUCAUCUUCUCUUGCUGCGCUGGGGUGAUGUACUCCACGCUAUUCACUAUGCCAUACCUGCUGGUGGCCCACUAUCACGAGUCAGGCAUGAUCAAGUGUGAGGAUUUAUGGUUGGUGUCUAAAGCUCGCCAACUUCUGUCCUCCUGUCUUGGCACCAGUGACGCUAAGUUCAUGGCCACUGAUGGGGACUGGGCAGGACCGGAGCAGCAGGUGAGGGGGCUGGGGACUGAUGUGGCUAUUGUCUCCUCCAUGGUGUUCCUCGCUCAGUUCAUCCUGUCCUCCUGUAUGGGGUCUAUUGUCGCUGCUGUCGGCUCCACCACUGCUGUUGUGUGUGCCGCGAGUCUUCUGGCGGCUUGUGGCUCUCUUACCGCUACCAAAGUCACCUAUCUGGACCUCUGAAGUGUGUGUGUGUGUGUGUGUGUGUGUUCUCUGUCCAUGUACAUUCAGUAAUGUGUAGAACUUAAAAUUGUAUUAGCCAGGCAACAAGACAUCAUUGUACAAGUAUUUCCACUGUUACUGCUUCUACACUUAACCUCUUCAGUACUGGGACAUGUUUUUACCAUGAUUUUGAGGCAUGACUAGACCAUUAUUGACAUUAGGAAGGGUCUAUGGAGGUCAGAAGAUUGAUGGCUAGAGUCUUCACUAUUUUAAACCACACAAGUUCCACAAGCUGUAUAAAAUGAAAUAGUAGGCAGAAUGAAUAUGAAAAUGUGUCAGUGCUGAAGAAAGUAAGCACAUAAAAUAAUCAACCUUGAAUUCUUUGUUGAUGAAAAGCAAAGGGAAAAUCUUAAACUCAAAUUUAUUUCUUGCUGAUU